CUGUUGCUCUUUAGGCCGCACCUCUGAAGGAUCUUCCUGUAAACGAUGAGCAGCAUGUCGCUGUUCCCGCCUGGAAGGCGAGCAGUAAGCAGCCUGCGUUCACCAUUCACGUGGAUGAAGCCGAAGGAGAGACUCAGAAGAGGCCCAGCGAAGCUGAAAAGUCAGAAUGCGAAGAUGACCUGGCGUUUCGCUCAGCGCUUACUUUGCCUGAACAAAGGAAGCCGCUGGCGCCUCUUGAUUAUCCGAUGGAUGGUAGUUUUGAGUCACCGCAUACGAUGGACAUGUCGAUUGUACUGGAAGAUGAAAAGCCAGUGAGUGUUAAUGAAGUUCCCGACUACCACGAGGACAUUCACACAUACCUUAGGGAGAUGGAGAUUAAAUGUAAGCCUAAAGUGGGUUACAUGAAGAAGCAGCCAGACAUCACCAACAGCAUGAGGGCCAUCCUCGUGGACUGGUUAGUAGAAGUAGGCGAAGAGUAUAAACUACAGAAUGAGACCCUGCAUUUGGCUGUGAACUACAUCGACAGGUUCCUUUCAUCCAUGUCCGUGCUGAGAGGGAAGCUCCAGCUCGUGGGCACGGCUGCGAUGCUGUUAGCCUCAAAGUUUGAAGAAAUAUACCCCCCAGAAGUAGCAGAGUUUGUGUACAUUACAGAUGAUACCUAUACGAAGAAACAGGUUCUGAGGAUGGAGCACCUCGUUCUGAAAGUCCUCGCUUUUGACUUAGCCGCACCAACAGUAAAUCAGUUUCUUACCCAGUAUUUUCUGCACCAGCAGCCUGCAAACUGCAAAGUUGAAAGUUUAGCGAUGUUUUUGGGAGAGUUAAGUUUGAUAGACGCUGACCCAUACCUUAAGUAUUUGCCAUCAGUUAUUGCUGGAGCAGCCUUUCAUCUAGCACUCUACACAGUCACGGGGCAAAGCUGGCCUGAAUCCUUGGUACAAAAGACUGGAUACACCCUGGAAAGUCUGAAGCCUUGUCUCCUGGACCUGCACCAGACCUACCUCAGAGCACCACAGCACGCACAACAGUCCAUCAGAGAAAAGUACAAAAAUUCCAAGUAUCAUGGUGUUUCUCUCCUCAACCCACCAGAGACACUAAAUAUGUGACAGUAAAAGACUGCCUUUGUUUUCUAAGACUGAAAUCAAAGUAUAUGGUGUACAGUUUUUAUCUUAGGUUUUAAUUUUACAAUCAUUUCUGAAUACAAAAAGUUACCGGCAAGUACAAAUUAUGGUAUCUAUUACUUUUUAAAUGGUUUUAAUUUGUAUAUCUUUUGUACAUGGAACUAUCUUAGAUAUUCGGCUAAUUUUAAGUCGUUUUGUUAAAGUAUUAAUGAUGCCAACUGUCAGGAUAAUAAGAAUAAGAAUUAAUAAAUUGAUUUGGAAAACUUG
Messenger RNA from Pteropus alecto (black flying fox), 1385 nucleotides. It is a transcript of the gene CCNA2, whose product is annotated as cyclin A2. The record is from RefSeq and is a predicted model, not a curated record. Gene Ontology annotation, biological process: regulation of cyclin-dependent protein serine/threonine kinase activity; mitotic cell cycle phase transition. NCBI's taxonomy places the organism in Eukaryota, Metazoa, Chordata, Mammalia, Chiroptera, Pteropodidae. The transcript is spliced from 7 exons. Bases 246 to 1103 code for a protein of 285 amino acids. Gene Ontology annotation, cellular component: nucleus; cyclin A2-CDK2 complex; cytoplasm. Gene Ontology annotation, molecular function: cyclin-dependent protein serine/threonine kinase regulator activity.